UGCUGUGUGACACGGUUUGGGGGGCUGCUGCUGCUGCUGUCCGUAUCAUCGUAGUGAGGAGGUUGGGGGGCGCUGCGCACACCACGUCCCGCCGCGGCCCACAGCCAUGUUCUCCUGAGCCAGUCCCGGGCCAGACUCACUCUGCGGGGAGCUAUGAGUUUUCGUGUUCCCAAACUCCCCCGUCAGACUCUGUGGGAAGUGAAAGUUGUACGUGUUACUGGUUUCAGAUGUCUGCACUUCCCUCUGUGUCAAUUGCAGCCCUCUCUGCCUCCUGGCACCAUCUAGGAAGCUAAACGGGGCACAACCAUGGCUCAAUUUGCAGCUGCGCCAUUUGGGGGCAAUUUGGACAUCUGGGCAAUAACUGUGGAGGAAAGAGCAAAACAUGACCAGCAAUUCCACAGUCUCCAGCCAGCCGGGGGCUACAUCACCGGAGACCAGGCCAGGAAUUUCUUCCUCCAGUCCGGCCUACACCAACCAGUCCUGGCACAGAUAUGGGCCUUGGCUGACAUGAACAAUGAUGGUAGAAUGGAUCAGCUGGAAUUCUCCAUAGCUAUGAAACUGAUCAAACUGAAGUUGCAAGGAUACCCUCUGCCCGCCACUCUCCCUGCUGCCAUGCUGAAGACACUUGUCGCCAUCCCCAACCCCGCAGGCUUUGGUAUGAGUGCUAUUGGCGGCAUGCCUCCCCUCGCAGCUGUAGUCCCCGUGCCAAUGCCUCCUAUUCCAGUAGUAGGGAUGUCUCCUCCUUUAGUGUCCUCUGUUCCUGCCUCGGCAGUGCCACCCCUGGCUAAUGGAGCGCCGGCCGUAAUCCAGCCUCUUCCUGCUUUUGCUCACUCGGCCACAUUGCCAAAGAGUUCGUCAUUCGGCCGGUCCGGUGCCGUCACCCAACUAAGCACUAAACUUCAGAAAGCACAGUCGUUUGAUGUGGCUAUCCCGCCUCCUGUGGCAGAGUGGGCUGUACCGCUGUCUUCAAGGCUAAAGUAUAGACAGUUGUUCAACAGCCAUGACAAAACCAUGAGCGGACAUUUAACAGGUCCUCAGGCGAGAACUAUACUUAUGCAAUCUAGUUUACCACAAGCCCAGCUGGCUACCAUAUGGAAUCUUUCAGACAUCGAUCAGGAUGGGAAGCUGACGGCUGAAGAGUUCAUCCUGGCCAUGCACUUAAUAGAUGUUGCCAUGUCCGGCCAGACGCUGCCUCCUGUCCUGCCUCCGGAGUACAUCCCACCAUCGUUUAGAAGAGUUCGCUCUGGUAGCGGCAUAUCUAUGAUGAGCUCUGUGUCUGUCGACCAGCGUUUACCUGAAGAGCCAGCAGAGGAGGAGCCACAACCAGUAGACAAAAAACUGCCUGGUAACGUGAGUUUUGAAGACAGAAAGCGGGAGAACUUUGAGCGUGGGAACCUGGAGCUGGAGAAGCGAAGGCAGGCACUGCUGGAGCAGCAGCGUAAGGAGCAGGAGAGACUGGCCCAGCUGGAACGGGCCGAGCAUGAGCGGAAGGAACGAGAACGCCAGGAGCAAGAGCGCAAGCGGCUGCAGGAGCUGGAGAAGCAGUUAGAAAAGCAGAGGGAACUAGAACGUCAGCGAGAAGAGGAGCGGAGGAAAGAAAUAGAAAGACGAGAGGCCGCAAAGCGGGAACUUGAACGGCAUCGACAACUCGAAUGGGAGCGAAAUCGGCGCCAGGAACUCCUGAAUCAAAGGAAUAAGGAACAAGAGGAUAUUGUUGUUUUGAAGGCAAAGAAAAAGACUCUUGAAUUUGAGUUGGAAGCUCUGAAUGAUAAAAAGCAUCAGCUGGAAGGAAAACUUCAGGACAUUCGAUAUCGGCUGACAACGCAGCGGCAGGAAAUAGAAAGUACAAACAAGUCUCGGGAGCUGAGGAUCGCAGAAAUCACACACUUGCAGCAGCAGCUUCAGGAGUCUCAGCAGCUGCUCGGAAAAUUGAUUCCUGAGAAACAAUCCCUAAAUGACCAACUCAAACAGGUUCAACAAAACAGUUUGCACAGAGAUUCCCUCCUUACACUAAGAAGAGCUUUGGAAGCCAAGGGAAUUGGUCGUCAGCAGCUCAUAGACCAGCUGGAUGAGGUUGAGAAAGAAACUCGAGCAAAGCUUCAAGAGAUUGAUGUCUUUAAUAACCAGCUAAAGGAACUGCGGGAAAUGCAUAGCAAACAGCAGCUGGAGAAGCAGAAAGAUAUUGAGGCCGAGAGGAUGAAGGAACAAGAACGGCGGAUUCUGGAGCUGGAGAGGCAUAAGGAGGAGGCUCAGAGGGAGUUACCCGAGAGGAAUAAUGACAGUGCAGCACUUAUCAGGCCAGACAGAGAGGGAAAACAGCCGUAUGGAGCACGCUUACUUAAUGGAGUUAGCUUUACCAUCAAAAGCAUGUUCUGCAUGUAUAGGAAGGCACACGAGCAGGAAAAACAGUGGCAGGACCGUGUGAAACAGGAGGAGCCAGCACGGCACAAACUAUUGCAAGAUGAGGAAAAGCAGAAGAGGGAAGAACCUGUAAAGAAGUUUGAGGAGGAGCAAAGGCCUGAGAUCCAAGAAAAAGCCAGCAAACCUUUCCAGCAGCCUCCUGAGUCGCUGAAACCAGGGGCACGCGCCCCGUGGACAGUCUUUUCAGAAAAAGGACCACUAACAAUCUCUCAGGGGGAUGUGAAGGUCGUGUAUUACCGGGCACUUUAUCCUUUCGAUGCAAGAAGUCAUGAUGAGAUCACCAUCCAGCCAGGAGAUGUUAUCAUGGUGGAUGAGAGCCAAACUGGAGAGCCCGGAUGGCUUGGGGGUGAACUUAAAGGGAAGACGGGCUGGUUCCCUGCCAAUUACGCAGAGCGAAUGCCUGAGAGCGAGUUUCCGAUUACAGUAGAGCAGCCAGAAGACACUACAGCCAAAACCACUGUCCAUGUGACACCGUCCACAGCCACAUCCGUAGCUUUUACCGAUACAACUACAACCGCCAACAACUGGGCAGACUUCAGUUCAACGUGGCCAACUAAUAACAAUGAGAAAGCAGAAACUGACAAUUGGGAUUCGUGGGCCGCUCAGCCUUCACUGUCUGUACCCAGCGCUGGCCAGAUGCGGCAGCGUUCCGCUUUUACCCCCGCCACCGUAACGGGCUCUUCUCCUUCUCCUGUACUGGGGCAGGGUGAAAAAGUAGAGGGACUCCAAGCACAAGCCCUGUAUCCUUGGAGGGCCAAGAAGGACAACCACCUAAAUUUCAACAAAAGUGACAUUAUUACUGUUUUGGAACAGCAGGACAUGUGGUGGUUUGGUGAGGUCCAGGGGCACAAGGGCUGGUUUCCCAAAUCUUAUGUGAAACUCAUUUCAGGUCCCCUAAGGAAGUCUACGAGCAUUGAUUCAACAUCUUCAGAGAGCCCGGCAAGCCUGAAGAGAAUUUCAUCACCAGCGUUCAAACCUUCUGUCCAAGGAGAAGAGUACAUAGCCAUGUACACGUAUGAGAGCAACGAACAAGGCGACCUGACCUUCCAGCAAGGAGAUAUGAUUGUAGUCAUUAAGAAAGACGGGGACUGGUGGACGGGGACAGUGGGAGAUAAAACUGGCGUCUUCCCUUCUAACUAUGUCAGGCUCAAAGAUUCAGAGGGAAUGGGCUCAGCAGGGAAAACAGGAAGCCUUGGAAAGAAACCAGAAAUUGCCCAAGUUAUAGCCCCAUAUGCAGCUACUGGCCCUGAGCAGCUCACAUUGGCUCCUGGGCAGCUGAUUCUUAUUAGGAAGAAGAACCCUGGAGGCUGGUGGGAAGGAGAGUUACAGGCCCGAGGGAAAAAAAGACAGAUUGGAUGGUUUCCUGCCAAUUACGUUAAACUUUUGAGCCCUGGUACAAAUAAAAGUACGCCAACAGAACCACCUAAACCAGCAGUGUUACCGCCCACAUGCCAGGUUAUCGGGAUGUACGAUUACAUCGCACAGAACGACGACGAGCUGGCUUUCUCCAAAGGUCAAGUUAUCAAUGUGCUGAACAAAGAGGAUCCAGAUUGGUGGAAAGGGGAGCUGAAUGGCCACGUGGGUCUCUUCCCUUCCAACUACGUCAAGCUGACCACAGACAUGGACCCCAGCCAACAAUGGUGUGCGGAUUUACAUCUCCUGGAUAUGCUGAGUCCAAUAGAAAGAAAGAGGCAGGGCUACAUUCAUGAGCUGUUGGUGACGGAGGAAAAUUAUGUGAAUGACCUUCAGCUGGUUACGGAGACAUUUCAGAAGCCUCUGCUGGAAUCUGAGCUUCUGACGGAGAAAGAAUUGGCAAUGAUAUUUGUCAACUGGAAGGAGCUGAUCAUGUGCAAUAUUAAACUACUCAAGGCUUUGCGUGUCCGUAAAAAGAUGUCUGGUGAAAAGAUGCCGGUUAAGAUGAUCGGCGACAUAUUGACAGCUCAGUUGCCGCACAUGCAACCGUACAUUCGCUUCUGUAGCUGCCAGCUCAACGGCGCCGCCCUCAUUCAGCAAAAAACCGAUGAAGUGCCCGAGUUCAAGGAGUUUGUCAAAAGGUUAGCGAUGGAUCCUCGAUGUAAGGGAAUGCCGCUUUCCAGUUUCAUUCUUAAACCUAUGCAGAGGGUAACAAGAUAUCCCCUUAUCAUCAAAAAUAUUAUAGAAAACACCCCGGAGAAUCACCCGGAUCACAGCCACUUGAAGCACGCUCUGGAGAAGGCGGAGGAGCUCUGCUCCCAGGUGAACGAGGGGGUCCGGGAAAAGGAGAACUCUGACAGGCUGGAGUGGAUCCAGGCUCACGUGCAGUGUGAGGGCUUAUCCGAGCAACUGGUUUUCAACUCUGUGACAAACUGCCUGGGGCCCCGCAAGUUCCUGCACAGCGGGAAACUGUACAAGGCCAAGAGCAACAAGGAGUUAUACGGCUUUCUCUUUAACGACUUCCUCCUGCUGACACAGGUCAUUAAGCCGCUGGGAUCCUCGGGCACUGACAAAGUGUUCAGCCCCAAGUCCAACCUGCAGUACAAAAUGUACAAGACGCCUAUCUUCCUGAAUGAAGUGCUGGUGAAGCUUCCCACAGACCCAUCGGGGGACGAGCCCAUCUUCCACAUCUCUCACAUUGACCGGGUGUACACACUUCGUGCGGAGAGUAUUAAUGAGAGGACGGCAUGGGUGCAGAAAAUUAAAGCAGCCUCAGAGUUAUACAUAGAGACCGAGAAGAAGAAGAGGGAGAAAGCGUAUCUGGUUCGCUCUCAAAGGGCUACAGGCAUCGGGCGACUGAUGGUGAAUAUUGUAGAAGGCAUCGAAUUGAAACCCUGCAGGUCACAUGGGAAGAGCAAUCCGUACUGCGAGAUCACAAUGGGCUCCCAGUGUCAUAUCACCAAAACCAUUCAGGACACACUGAACCCCAAGUGGAAUUCCAACUGCCAAUUCUUUAUCAAAGACCUGGAGCAAGACGUCCUCUGCAUCACAGUGUUCGAGAGGGAUCAGUUUUCUCCAGACGACUUUCUGGGGCGAACGGAAAUCCGAGUUGCAGAUAUAAAGAAAGACCAAGGCUCAAAGGGCCCCGUUACGAAGUGUCUGCUGUUACACGAAGUCCCAACGGGGGAGAUAGUCGUCCGGCUGGACUUACAGCUGUUUGACGAACCCUAGGAAGAUUCGCACAACCCGCCUCCUUCUCCUCUCCUGUACCUUUACUGUAGGCCAAAGGGCCUUCCACGGUGGUUUGUCACCAUACCCGGAUCUGACAUCUCCGUUUUAUCAUCAGAGAUUUUUAAUUGGAAUUGCCAUUUUCUAAGAAAAUUUCUGUGUUUUGUAUGUGGGACUUCAUGUUAGAUUUUAGGGUAUCGUUUUCUGUUUCUGAAUACAGAUGACCUUUGCUGUGACACAUACAUAUAUAUAUAUAUAUAUAUAUAUAUAUAUAUAUAUAUAUAUAUAUAUAUUUAGAAGAUGUUCUGAAUUCCAUCACUAAUUUCGGUUUCAAGAGAAACUGUUACGUUCCAGGUUUGGGGAGGGUUUAUUGAAAGUUUAAGCAACGCUUGACUUUUUCACCUCUUAUUCCAACUAUCAGUCCCAGCAAUCCCUUCCGGCAGCUGGCAAGGUAUGCUGGAACUUGUAGUUCUACAAAAACUGGGGAGUCAUGGGUUGUCUGAUACAGUAGAGGGUAUUUGACCAAAAUAAAUCAGAGACCAAGACCAGAUAAGCAUUCAGUAAUUCCAAAUGACAAGGAACAAAUAGUUUUUCUCAUUUCCCAAAAUUCCCAGAAAUCUUUUAUCUAGUUGCAGUUUUACCCCGGGUGGUGGGAGAGAGAUGCGUUAUACAGGAGUGUGUUAACGGACAAUUGAGUUUAUUUCCCAAGCACCCUUCCUGCGUUAGCUUUCCCCAACACACUACUGGCAGGGUGCGUCCGAGUGGAGUUAGGGGCAAGACGACAGGUGACUGCGGUGUCUGGCUGUGACUAGGGAACCCGGCAGAUGCUGCAAAUGCCUUGUAGAGGGUAAAUAAGAAACAUUUGGGGUUUUUCAACUGAUCUCAUGAAAUAAAUGCAAUGAAAGCAUGUGAGUAGAAAGUUUAAAAAACAACGAAUCAGGUAUUUGCAUUCAUUAGACUGGUGACACUAGAUUGCUAAGAGCUGAAAUCCGAUUGGAUGCUGUGGGGAUUACAGUACAUCGCUGCUGCUUGAGCUGUUUUUUUAUAUAAGCACUUUGGUCAUCUACAUAUUUGCAUUAGGCUGAUCUUUAAAGAAAAUGUUAUUCCAAACGUUGUCGUUAAAUUAAUAUCUCCGUAUUGAUAAUAAGAUCAGUGAUUUAUCUUUUGCUGCUGUCACGGUAGAGGAACAAAGUGUCUGCGCGGAACCGAUGGCCGCCAGCUAACCGUUAUAAAUGCGGCCUUUCUGCACCGGCUUGUUAUAGUCAGCGAGUUAAUGGAGGGGGCUAUAAUAGCCCAAUAUGUAUAGUAACAAGUUCACGUGGUAAAGGUAGGCUGGAUACUCCUGUAGACGCUAUGCAUUAAAGCAACUUUACUAAGUGUUUUAUUUCUGCCACAAGGCAGCAGGAAAAUGAUGAUUUGCAACCUAUCAUAUUAAUUGGAUGAUAUGAAUUAAGUUUUAGUUUUACUCUAUAGCCAUUCCGGGCUAGCCACUAAUAGAUUUUAGACCUUUGUCCUUCUACUGACCUUUGAACAGCCUAUGUCAAUACAUACGUGUUGCGUGUCCCGGACAAUUUUAAAGUUUUUCGGCUCUAUUUUCCACUUAUGCAUUUGUUAGCACUUUCUUAAGAGGCAGUUUUGUAAUUUAUAUAUUCAUAUUAUACCAUAUAUAGUUUAUUUCCCCUUAGGUGGGCCGUAAACAUAUUGCCGGAAUGUAUUGUGAGCACAAACAGUCUUAUGUUUAUUUGAGUUCACCCGUAAGUGUCUGGCAUAGAUCUUUAUCCUUUCUGUAAUGGUGUGUACACACGGUGAGAGAUUUUCUUACGAUUUCGACUAUAUAGUCAAAAUCGUAAGAAAAUUUAGUUCAGAUCGCAAGGUGAAAGUCACCUUGCGAUGCGCGGUCGGCAUCGCAAGCCUAGAUAGACUGGGCAGGCAAGUCAAUUUUGACUAUCUCAUAGAAAAGAUAGUCAAAAUUGACACUUAACCAAAAUCGCACACAGUCAGUAUCGCAAGCACAGUCAUUUAUGUGCUUGCGGUGCCGACCUAGCCCCUAUCGCACAGUGAGAAUCAGGGUUAGCCCGAAUCUCACAGUGUGUAUGCACCUUAAGUUUUCCAUGCGAUCCUGUCUGUUUAUUAAUGCGAGAGAUCUGUAGAGAACAGUUUUGCUGCAGGAAAUCUACCUGUAUAAUGGGGUACGAAAAAUGGUGAAUAGUGACCGAUACACAGCAUUACAGCCCUGUAAAGGGCAUCUAAACUUGUUGUAGACCUUGUAGUUGACCUUAUAAAGGUAUUAUAGUUCCAAUGAUUAUAUAUACAGACGGGUUCUCCGCUUCUGUGUGCCAGGUGAUCUUUCUUUACAUGUAACGAUGCAUAAUUAAUAGGGAGCCUUAUAGACAGGACUUCAGAAUACAUGGUAUGUAGUGUAAUAGAUAUAUAAUUCUAAGAGGCAAAUAUAAUAGAUGAGUCACUGAUUACACUGAAACUUGCAUAUCUCCAGAACAGUCUGUGGAAUCCAGUAACGACGAUGGCCAGGCCAUGUUUUCAGGGAUUUGUGACCUGCAGAAAUCCAGGUCAGAAAUGACCUGAAAUAUUCUCACAGGAAUCUGCAAAACAUGUCCUGUAGGGACACAUCGGGAGAGGGGUGAGAAAUCGGUGCAGUAGAUUAGGGAUUCUGGAUCCGGUCCUUGAGGCCUCACACAGCCGGAGCACAGGUGCGGUAAGUAAUGCCCCAGCAGUCUGUUAUAUCCACUUGUGCUCCUGGGAGAAGGUCCGCUAACUAAACACUGUUAGACAAGGCAGGAGGAUGGGAAUAUAUCUGAUAUCUGUUCGAAUGCUAUUAGGUUUACAAUUUAUUUGUCCAUUAUAUUAAUUGCUGCUCCUGCAUAUUCAGUGAUUUAAUUUGUGAAAGCUUAACCCAGAGCGUUUGUUCCACAAGGCGGCUGAAAAGUGGUUUUGAAUUCAUUUGGUUCAAAUAUAGAAUAUAAUCUCACUCCUACCUCAGCUAUUUUAACUUUAUUCCGUAUCACUUCCACAUUAGUCCUAUUGAUUUAAUGCAUUAAAGCAUCUCAACAUUUUCAUUUCCUCCAUAAGACUGGCUUGCAUACAGUACAUUUUUAUUCAGGUGCAGGAUAUCUAGAUAAUUUCUAAAGAGCCAGGGUGUGGUUGACUAUUUCCAACCCUAGGGAAUAGUUGCCUUUCUUGAGUUGAGUGCAGCCCUUGUAGAACAUAGUCAAGACUUUCUACUGUUUUGCACUUCAAAACACACACUGUGUAUGGGCACAUUGGGAGAGUCUCUGUGUUUCACAAAGCCGACAAAAUUGCUGCAUACACUAUGCAGCCAUUUUGUUGGCUCUGUGAGGGGACAUUAGGAACCAGCAUUAUCCCAGAGGCAGUAAGCACUUGCCUAUAUCACCUUCUUGCAUUAAUGAUGAUGCUGGUUCCUAGUGAAUAUAUAGGAUGACCAUAAAAUGCAUUGGUUUGACACACAUAAUUGCAACCUCCACAGUAUGAAGUUGAUGAGGCCAUUUUAAAAACCCAGAUAUAUGAACUAUGCACAACCAUAACUAGGGAUGUUCCAAUGCAUAGACUACAGCGUGUAAAGUCUUAUCACUGUUUAUUUAAACCUGUUCAUUCCCUCUGUGUACUUGAAGUUCCUUUUUAGUACUAGAAUUCUUAUAGUGUACCAGCAAUGGAGGCAGCCAUUUUGUAGGCUGAAUACUGAAUCCAGCUGUCGAUUCACUUUUGGCUAGUGACAUCUCUAGCCAAAAUGAUGUCACUAGUUCCUAGCAAAUACAUAGACUAACCUACAAUAUGGCUGCUUCCAGUGUAGUGCCACAAGUGCAGUUUAACUCCUGAAUUAUACCAAGAAAUAGACUUUAUCAAGGGGAAACUAUUAACGCGUCUGAUGUCAAGUAUUUUAAUGUUGUAAUUUAUUUUUUACUAUUCCUACACUCCACAACUAACUAUAUAUAUAUCUAUAUAUAUAUAUAUAUAUAUAUAUAUAUAUAUCUAUAUAUAUAUAUAUAUAUAUAUAUAUAUAUAUAAAGUCAGGGCACCUUGUAAUAACUAUUUCUACAUCAUUCCUUUUACACUUUAGUCGUUAAGCAUUUUACCUCAUGAUGCCUUUACCACAUGGGUCAUAACACACAGCAACUAAUCACAUAACUACAUUUAUAGCAAAUGUGAUUGGCGGCUGAAGCUUACAGGUUAUUUGAGCCAAGAUACUAAUAAACCAUCCUGUCUUUGCUAUUUUGUUCACUACUUGUCAGCAACAGAGUCUAAUCUUUUCACUGCCAAAACAUCAUGUAUGGAUUGUGUUGCUUUAUAGGAAUAUUAAUAGAUUUAUCUUUGAUGUACCUGCUGCUUCCACAUAAUGAAGGCGGCCAUUUUGUAGACGUGAACAUGAAUGGAGUCAUGGAAAUGCAGCCAAUCACUUCUCUAGAAACCAGCGAAUCCCCAUACGUCCUGCUCACUGAUAUCACUAGUGAAUCAAUAGUCUGCGUUUCCACAGCUAUUGGUUUCCCUGACAAAAUGGCUGCCUCCUUUAUGUGUAGACAGGUUUUCUCAUGUAUGCUGGGAAAUACUGUACGGUGACUCCUUUUACAGGAAACCUGUUUACCUGUGAAUAUCUUAGUUAAAAGCAGCAAUAGUAAUUAAUUUGGGCAGUGGCAUCUCUAAGCCCCCCAGAUGUUGCCCAAUUGCAGAGGACCUUUGGUUGCCAUGGCUGUCUGCUUCUGUUUUAGAGCAUCGACAGCGUUUAUUGGCUAGACUACUGAAUACUGCCGUAGCGUCUGAUGUUUAACUUAUUGACAUUUAAUAUGGUACGUGUGUUUUAAUAUGGUACGUAUGCCACUACGGCAAUCCUUUAUAUGCCUUUAGCCUCUAGGCAAUACCAUAUUUUGUUAAUAAUAGUCCAAAAUGGAUACAUACCAUUGCACAAAUUGCUUAACAUAUAAAACAGGCUUAGGUGACCUGUGGAUCUGCAGAUGUUGUUAAAAUCCAAGUUCCAGGGCCUGCUGUGAAUUGUAGUUCAGCAACAUAAUAAGAACCACAGGAGACCUGCCUGUGAAUAUAGAAUAUGUGGGAGAGACAUUCCCAUAGACCACUGUAAUAUAAUUGUAUUUUGAAACCUAGAGGUUUUAAAAGCGUCAGAGUUUACAUUUCAUACUUAAAUAUUUUAGCAUUUAUUUAUUAGGGACGGUGUUGAAUAUUGCACUCACCGGAAAGAGUCGUUUGUUUUUUUCCUGAAGAAAUCCUCUUGUAAUACAUUUGGUCAAAUUUAAGGGAAUUAUUUUAACGAAGCAUGUGUUUGUUGCCUCUUUCAAGUUUAUACCUUUAAAGUAUUUAUGUUUCAUUGUAAAAGCUGCAGUUCUGCUUUCUUGGCUACGUUUUACCGUUUGAGAGCCAGAGGGGAAAAUGAGUUUGGCAUCUCCGGCAGCCAUUUUGAUGGAGACCACAUAACGAGACUGUUGCACGUUGUGGCACAUUAUUCAGAGACUGUUCUUGGAAAUGGAUAGAAGUAUUAAGCAUUAUGUAGUGUGGUUGAUCAUCUGCAAUGUAUUCUCCAGCCAGAUGUCAACUGGGCAUCGUGUGUAACUUGUAAGCGUAUGUGAUUGUCAAACAGGAAAUGCACCUUAAGUAAACAGCCCUGUCUGCAGUACUGCAACUUGUAGAGCCCCUAUCUGUCCAAUUGACAUAUCAGACAUUUUAUUGCCUAUUCUGUGGUGUACGAAUUUCAUGUUGUUUUGGUUGGGAAUAAAAGUUUAUUAAAUCUA
Pseudophryne corroboree (corroboree frog) is the source of this 11333-nucleotide messenger RNA. It is a transcript of the gene ITSN1, whose product is annotated as intersectin 1. The transcript is spliced from 41 exons. The record is from RefSeq and is a predicted model, not a curated record. Gene Ontology annotation, biological process: intracellular signal transduction; positive regulation of Rho protein signal transduction. Bases 307 to 5565 code for a protein of 1752 amino acids. Lineage: Eukaryota; Metazoa; Chordata; Amphibia; Anura; Myobatrachidae. Gene Ontology annotation, molecular function: guanyl-nucleotide exchange factor activity; calcium ion binding; protein binding.